This is a messenger RNA of Physeter macrocephalus (sperm whale), 2910 nucleotides long. It is a transcript of the gene MVD, whose product is annotated as mevalonate diphosphate decarboxylase. The record is from RefSeq and is a predicted model, not a curated record. Gene Ontology annotation, biological process: isopentenyl diphosphate biosynthetic process, mevalonate pathway; isoprenoid biosynthetic process. Gene Ontology annotation, molecular function: ATP binding; diphosphomevalonate decarboxylase activity. The transcript is spliced from 11 exons. Gene Ontology annotation, cellular component: cytosol. NCBI's taxonomy places the organism in Eukaryota, Metazoa, Chordata, Mammalia, Artiodactyla, Physeteridae. Bases 1260 to 2345 code for a protein of 361 amino acids.
GUGGUGACCUGCACCGCGCCGGUCAACAUCGCGGUCAUCAAGUACUAGGGGCCACAGUUUGCUUGGCCAUGUGCCCUUUCAAGGCAGCUGGGCUGUUUCCAGUUUGGGUCAAUUAUGAAGAAAGCUGCCGUAUACUUUUCUGUACAGGUUUUUGUGUGAACAUAAGUUUUCGUUCUUCUGGAUAAUGGCCCGGAGUACAGUUGCUGGGCCAUAGGGUGGUUGCAUGUUUGGUUUUUUAAAGAAACAAACUUUUCCUGCGUGGCUGUACCAUUUUUCAUCCCUACCAACAACAUAUAAUGUGUGAUCCAUCUUUUCCGCAUGCCGUGUUGUCACCAGCUGUUAUUUUAGCCAUUCUGAUGGGUGUGUGGUGACAUCUCACUCUGGCUUUAGUUUGUGUUCUCCUGCCGCUCAGUGAUGUUGAACAGCUUUCCCAGUGCUCAUUUGCCCUCUGAGAGCCUUAUGGGAAAUGUCUCUUUAGGACUUUCGUCCACAUUCUAACUGAAUUGUCUGCUUUUUACCGUUGAGUUUUGAAAGUUCGCUUUGUAUUUUAGAUACUCAUUCUUGCUGGAUGUGUGGUUUGCAGAUAUUUUCUCCCACCGUGUAGUUUCUCUCUCCAUCCUCCUAACAGGGUCUUUCAGAGGGCUGAAGUUGUUAAAAGGGCCCAGUGGGUCAUCUUCUCCAUCCUUGGUACCAGGUCAGAGACGUCUUUCCUAGUCCUACGUCCUGAAGAGUGUUUAUGUUUUUUCCUAAAAGUUUUAGGGUUUUACGUUUUAAAUCUAAGUCUGUGAUUCAUUCUGAGUGAUUUUUUUUUGUCCAAGGUCUGAGAUGUGGGGCUCAGCUCUGCUCAGUGGUGGAUGUCCAGUGACCCAGCAGUGUUUUCAGAAGAGGCUGAGCCUCCUCCAAGGAACUGCUUUUGCACUUUUGUCAGAAACAAGUUGGGCGUGUUUAUGGGGGAUCCUUCUGGACUUUCCUGUAUUACCUACCAGGAUUCAUCUUUCUUGUGUCCCGUAACUGUCUGCCACCCCCAAAGACCCUGCACAAAAGUGCAGCAUCUGUGCCUAACAAUGGAUUUGAAAUUUUGGACUUUCUGGAAGGUUUCCUGUGUUUGCUGUGAUAUGACAGGAGUGGAAGUGCUCAGCGGAAGUGGGGGGAAUGCUGUCUCCAGGGGGUACAAACAGGGAGAUUUGAAGAGUUUUCAGUAACUGGGGCUCCUUCUGUUUGGGAGGAAAAGAUGGUGGCAGUAAAUCCCCAGCCAAGGAAUGCUGUGCGUCCCAUCACCCGCUUUAAAAACCACCACAACGGCCGCCAUCAGCAGGGACUUCACAGAGGACCGGAUUUGGCUGAACGGCCGGGAGGAGGACGCGGGGCAGCCGCGGCUCCAGGCCUGCCUGAGGGAGAUCCGUCGCCUGGCCCGCAAGAGGAGAAGUGACGGCCAUGAGGACCCGCUGCCCCUCAGCCUCAGCUACAAGGUGCACGUGGCCUCGGUGAACAACUUCCCCACGGCUGCAGGCCUGGCCUCCUCAGCGGCAGGCUACGCCUGCCUAGCCUACGCCCUGGCCCGGGUCUACGGCGUGGAGAGCGACCUGUCGGAAGUGGCCCGCAGGGGCUCGGGCAGCGCCUGCCGCAGCCUGUACGGCGGCUUCGUGGAGUGGCAGAUGGGGGAGCGGGCCGACGGGAAGGACAGCAUCGCCCGUCAGGUGGCCCCCGAGUCCCACUGGCCGGAACUCCGUGUCCUCAUCCUCGUGGUGAGCACCGAGAGGAAGCCGACGGGCAGCACGGCGGGCAUGCAGACCAGCGUGGAGACCAGCGCCCUGCUCAGGUUCCGGGCCGAGGCGCUGGUGCCGGCGCGCAUGGCCGAGAUGACCCGCUGCGUCAGGGAGCGCGACUUCCAGGCCUUCGGCCAGCUGACCAUGAAGGACAGCAACCAGUUCCACGCCACCUGCCUGGACACCUUCCCGCCCAUCUCCUACCUCAGCGACACGUCCCGGCGCGUCAUCCACCUGGUGCACCGCUUCAACGCGCACCACAGGCGGACCAAGGCGGCGUACACGUUUGACGCGGGCGCCAACGCUGUGAUCUUCACCCUGGACGACGCUGUGGCCGAGUUUGUGGCUGCCGUGAGGCACAGCUUCCCCCCCGAGUUGAACGGAGACAAGUUUCUGAAGGGGCUGCCCGUGGAGCCUGUCCUGCUCUCGGAUGAGCUUAAGGCCGCGCUGGGUGCGGACCGCACCCCCGGCGGCAUCAAAUACAUCAUCGCCACUCGGGUGGGACCCGGGCCUCAAGUCCUGGAUGACCCUGGCGCUCACCUCCUGGGUCCCGAUGGUCUGCCGAAGGCAGCCGCCUGACCGCCUCCUCGACGGAGCCCUGGCCGCCGCUGGGAGAAGGGGCCGCUUUGCUGGGACCGGGAACCGGGCGUGGCGGCUGCCCUGGCGCGCUUGUUGGGAUUGGUGGGUGGCCGCCUGGCUCCGGGCCGGGCGGCGUGCUGUGGCCCAGUUGGACAGUGGAGUGACGCCUGCAGGUGCCCGGACGGUCAGGAGCAGGGUCCCCCAGGUGCCUCACCUUUCCCCGACCUGCACCCAGCACCUUGCUGAGAUGGGAGCCUGGUUCCGGAUCCAAGCACUGGGGGACCGAGCCGGCCGGCGGGGAGCUGCCGGUGCAUCGCCAAUAAAGGGCUGUGGCCCCGAACCUGGGGGUCACCCCCACUGCCCCCGACAGCAGCUUGACCGCUGGCGAUGACGGCGUGUCAGGGGUCCCCCCGCGGAGCUGGAGCACGGGCAGGACACCCCCGUGAAGUGCUCCGCCUGACCCUGAGCCAGGCCCCCGAGUGGGUACAGGGUGUCUGCACAGAAAGACCAGUGUUGUGUCUGUGGGGACGGGGGGGCAGCGCCAAGGCCGCAGUAAAGGCAGCUC